CUCUUGUGUACGGUGCAUUACCGCCCUCUUCUGGCAUCGACUACCUGCGGUAACGUCCACAAUUUAUGAUCAAAAUCUCGCGUUUUUGAGUAAAACUUGUCACAACGGCCAUCAAACCGCGCUGCAAUGGGGGUUUAAAGCAAGAUAAAUAGAUUACAGCAGUGAGAGUUUCCACUCGCUACAUUGUAUGAGUGAUAUUCAAUGAUUUAUUUAACCGCUCGGAGAAAUUUACGCACAAUCAGAGCCUUUAAAGACCCACGUGAGUGCGCGUCCACCCCUCCUACCGCCGGAUCUCAACCAUGAUGAGGCGUUUGUGGCAAACACGGUAAGGAAAACAAGACAAGUUAAACUCUCAAGGUUGUAAGUUUAGGAGGUUGGGGUCAUACGUUAUGAGGACACUCGAGAAUUGUAUUUGCUAUAAACUUUGAAUUUCGCUCUAUUUCAUUCUCCUUUAUAUGAUCCUUUAAGAUAAUGUAAUUGUCUUGGAGUUAAGCGCCAUUUUGGUUACAUGGGGAAAAAACAGUAGAUAUUGGGAGUUGCUUUCAAACCCUUGAAAUCUUGAAUAAAAUUUAAGUUUGCAACUAAGUCUGAAUGACAAUAAACAAUAUUUUUCCCUUUAAAUUUAUUUUGUUUUUCCAGUUUUGUGCCAUGAAUGUUUUGUUUUUGUCCAUAGCUACAGCUGAACCUGGUCUUAAAUCAGAAGGACAUUACCAGCACUAAUGCAAGGCUUUACAUUUUUGGUAUUGAUUUCAAGUACAAAAUCAGACUUCCAGCUUGUAUCUUACGUAGGCAGUUUGUUUUAGAGAAAGAAUCCAUUGUGGCAGCCAUUUUGGUGGGAAGCAGAUGUUGAGACCUAAACACCUAUAACAUAUUUUGAUAAUAUAAUUUAGAUACCAGUGAGUCAAAUAGCUUAAAAAGCAAGCGAAUGCUAUUUAAAUUGUAUUUUCAUUUUGUUUAAAACUUAUAUUUUCCGGACUGAGGUCAGAGGUGAUGUGAUGUUCUGCAUGUGCGUCUGACGGGAGUCAGGGGUGUCUCCGUGCGUCUGUGUAUGCUUCAAAAGAAAGAAAAACCAACGAAAAACGAACAUGGAACUGGGAUAAAUAAAGUUGCCAAACAGAGAGACGGAGUCAUGUCUGCCUGAGAGUGCAACACAGACGACAGAGGAGUGGGAGCACAAGUCUCCAGAUUCUUUUCAGAGAUCCUUGCAUUAACAUUUAUGAGCAACCCAGUCCGUCUGUAACGUGUACUUGUUUUAUUUUGCAGAGAUGUUUGACCUCUGAGCCUCAAAAUGUGUUCAAUUCCUGGACUCCCAACACCAGGAUCAGAAGUUCCUGUUUUCAUCACAAAGGUAAAUCUGAACCCCAAUCAUGGUCUUGUGGAAUUCUGGGUCAACAUAAGACAUGAGAAGAAGCUCAUUUAUGCCCAGAUGAAAGAGGAGAUCCAGAUUCCUAAAAGGAAGUUCGAUGGAUGUGAAGGAAAACCGGCAGAUCUCUGUCUCGUUUGCAUUAGGGACACCUGGCACAGAGCUCGGAUUGUAUCCAGUCAGAAUGAAACUUACAAUGUUUUUCUGAUCGACCAAGGACAGCCCCAUACCACCACAAGUGAAGCUUUGGCUUGGGGUCAGAGUGACAGCUUUCUCCUGCCCCCUGAAAUUGAAUCCUGCAUACUUGCAAACAUUGUUUCCCUUGAGGAUGUCCAGCCUGAAAGAGCCACAAAGUGUCUGAACUCUUUGUGUGGGAGGACUUCAAAAGGACUGGUCCAGCAUGUGCUGAUGCCAGACAGGAUCAUUCUCCUUGAUAUACCAGUUGUUUCCAGCCAUAUGUGCAAGCUUGGGGUAGCAAAAAAGGUACCUGCAGAUGAGUUUAAAUGCUUUGUUCAAGAGCGGCUUCACUUCAAAAAAGGUGUGGCCCCUGAGGUUCACAUAAAUGCCAGUCUCCAUCAUGAAAAUAAGCCCCAAUACUUUUACCCAGAACUGUUAAUUGAAACUUUUGUAACUGUUCAGGUGACAGAGGUAAAAAAUCCACACAGUUUUUUUUGCAAAAUCCACAUUUUCACCAAGGCAGUAAAACUCCUGUCAGAGCAGAUUCACCAGCAAUAUGAAGCAAGCUCUGAUUUUAAAGAGGCACAACCACAGGCCUAUGGGGAUCCAUGUGCUGCAAGAGGCAAAAAUGGCAGGUGGUAUCGUUCUUCACUCAAGGAAAACAUGAAAAGUGAUGGCACAGUGGAAGUGUUGCAUGUGGAUGAAGGAAAAACUGAGCUCGUCCCAGUUAAAGACAUCAAACCACUGAAUGGAGAAUUCCUCAAGAAGCCUAUAUUCACAUAUCGCUGUUCUCUGAAUGGUGUUGAAAACAAUGGCAAAGGAUGGACUGCUGAGCAGACUGACUACCUUAAGUCAUUGCUGUUAAAUCAGACAGUUGUGGCAAAGUUGAACAGCCAUAAUGUAUCUCAUGAUGCAUAUAAUGUCACUCUUUAUACACCUGAUGGUGAAUGCAUAAAUGACACUUUCACUGAAAAAACUGGACUCCAAUCACUCUUGAAGACUGAACAGGGUUCAGAAGUUCCUACUGUUUUGUCCUUUCUUUGUUCCCACAGAGAUGAGAAAGAUGCAGAUAUCAGCAAAAACACCAUAAAUGUUGAUGAUUUACAAAAGGAAACCUUGCCAAGAGCCAAGGACAUAGAAGUCGAUGGCCGGGGGGAUGAUGAUACUCUUGAUGUUAUUGAUAUUCGAGACAGCUCAGAACAUUCUGACCAUGUAAUGCCAAGGAACAGCCAUCAUCAAGCAGGUUUCCACCAUGUUGCGCAGAAUGUUAAUGAUGUUCAUGAUGUGCAUACUGAGGGAAGAAGCAUCCAUGUGAAGGUAACAUCCAUCGAAAGCCUAAAGAAGUUCUGGUGUCAAAAAGCAGAAAAUAGUGACUCUCUCCUGCUCCUGAUGCAAAACCUACAAAACUACUACGCAUCUGACAAACCCGAGCCACUUGUUGAGUCCAUCUGUGUAGCCCGUAAUCCAGACAACAACAUGUGGUAUAGGGCCAGGAUUAUCACAAGUAGCCCCUCCCCUGUGGUAGAUGUGAGGUUUAUAGACUACGGACAAACUCAGAAGGUUCCACUGCAAGAUAUACGCCCCAUUGAUCCAGUUUUCCUGCGUCUGCAUGCUCAAGCUUUUCAGUGUAGCUUGUUUGACCUGAAGAACCCUACAACUGUCUCUGAGACCAAGGCUGCUUUGGAAGAAUUUAUCAAGUUUGUAGGUUUGAGUGCUUUGUCAAAUGCUGGGUUGAAAUGCAUUGUCAAAGCUGUUACAUCUGAUGAAGAGGGUCUGCCUCUUAGCCUGGUGGAUAUUGAAGCAUCAUCUGAGAGUGUAUGCAAGCUUGUUGCUCAGAAAUUAGCAGAGGCUGAAUCUGCAGGGCCAAAUCCACAAGAAGUGCAAUCAGAUGCAUAUAAUUACUCAACUCACAAUAUCGACAUUGGCGCAAAAGAAACUGUCUUGGUCACCUCUUCAGACAGUGUCAAUCACUUCUACUGUCAACUCAGAAGGAACUCCGGUGUCAUGGACAAAUUGUUGAAAAAUGUGAAACAACUUGUCAGACAGUCAAAGAGCACAGAUCAUCCACUCAGACUUCACAGCAUUUGCUUUGCUAAGUACACUGAUAAUCAGUGGUACAGAGGUGAAGUUGUAGAAGUGACCCCAAAACUUAAAGUCCAUUUUGUGGACUAUGGUGAUAUUCUUAUGCUGAAUAAAUCUGAUGUGUGUCCCUUUCCUACUGAAGCAAGUAUUGCUAGAUCAACUCCUGUGCAGGCUGUUCCACUUGGACUGCACGAUAUCCCAACAGAAGUGCCACUGGAAAUCAACCAAUGGUUUGCAGAUAAUGCUGUUGGCUUUAAUUUCACUAUUUCAGUAGUGAAAAAGGAUGCAAAAGGGAAGCUAAUAGUUGAACUGUUUCAUGGAUCACGAAAUAUUAACAAGUUAGUCAGAGAGAAGAUAAACAUGACACAACCAAAGGUCUCCAAAGGUCUUGCUCAACAGACUAACCAGCAGCUGUCUACCAGCUCUGUUCUCUCAAAUGUGCCAAAUGGGAACUGUUCAGUGGAGGAGCUCAUGACCAAAAUAGUAUCACCCAAGAUGGCAGAAGGAGAGCGAGCUGAGAAAAGCAAUGGAAUGUGUCCUGCAGACCAGCUGAACAGGUGCUCAAAAAGCAUGAGUACCUCUUCCCCAAUGCAAGUUCAACAUGAAAUCAGUCUGGAGGAGACAACACUACCAACCUUGGAUGUCAUUCUUGAAAUCAGUGAGUCUGUGUUGGCUGAGACUUUGAUACAAAGUGACUCAAAAUCGACAAGCCAUUCCCCGCAGUCAUGUCCCGAUGGAUUCAUGGACAUCUGCAGGUACAAGAGGCCAAAUCUUUCUCUGAAUAUGACGGCAGAGGUUUAUGCUACUUGUAUCGUAGGACCAAAUUACUUCUGGUGUCAGUACGCCUAUACCGAAGACCUGGACACAGUGUCCAAGCUUGCACAGGAUGCAGGGAGGGAACAGCAGGACACAAUGUUUGCAAAGAGUUUAGACACUGGUAGUUCAUGCCUUGCUCUUUUCUCCGAUGACAACCAGUGGUACCGAGCUCAAGUAAUCAAGAGAAAUGAGAGCUCAUUUAAUGUUCUGUUUAUUGAUUAUGGAAACGAGUCUGAUGUUGACAUCAAAAAUGUAAGCCCACCAUCCCAGGGUCUACUUGAUGCAGCUCCUCAGGCCUUCUUGUGCUCUUUGGAUGGAUUUGAUGAGUCCCUUGGCUCCUGGGAUGACAACGCUUUUGACGACUUCUACAACCUCUUGCUUGAUAAAAGACUCAGAGUGACUGUUUCCAAUGUGGCAGUCUAUUCAGAGACAAUGGCUUCCCAAUACGCAGUGCAAGUACUUUGUGACAACAGGCUUGUUAAUGAACUAAUGCAGCAAUACUGGACAGCAGCUACAGAUGAACAUGAUGAAGCAGGAAACGCCCAAAUCGAAAACUCUAUCCAGGACAGUAAAACUGAGUUCAAGCCAACACACCUAAAUUUCUCUCAAGAAAAUGUGAAUGUUCUCAUGUACAAGAAGCCAAAUGUCACCAUAAACAAAGAUGAGCAGGCAUAUGCUUCUUGUAUUGCGGAGCCCAAUUACUUCUGGUGUCAGUACACCAAUACAGAGGAGCUCGACAAAAUAUCAAGUCUUUCUCAGGAAGCUGGACAGGUGCAGCAGGACAGUACGUUUCCCCAAACUCUUGCUCCUGGAAGUCCAUGCCUUGCUUUGUUUUCCGCUGAUGAACAGUGGUAUCGAGCUCAGGUUAUUGACAGAGUUGAUGAUACAUUCAAUGUUUUCUUUGUAGACUAUGGAAAUGAGUCUGGCAUUAAUGUAAAGGAUGUGAGACCACUCCCUCAGAAUCUACUUGAUAUGGCUCCACAGGCCUUCUUAUGUUCUUUAGAUGGAUUUGAUUUGUCAAAGGGCUCUUGGGAUGACCAAGUUUUUGAUGAUUUCUACAAUGCCCUUGUUGAUAAACCACUCAAACUGAAAGUCCUAAACACGGAGGACCAUCCAGGGAUACAUGUUUCACAUCAUGUUGUGGAAGUGGAGAGCGAAGGAGUGCUGGUGAACACAGCUGUUAAGAAAUACUGGAAAACAUCUUCAGAGGAAAGUUUUCCCAAGAAAAGCCCUCAAACUGAAACUUCACUCCAGGAGAAAAGCCGAACAGAGCCUGAAACGACACCGCUCAGGUUUUCUGAAAAAGACAUUAACACUUGCAUGUACAAAGAGCCAAAAGUGUCCGAAAGUGAGACAGAGAUGGUGUACGCCUCUUGUAUUGCGGAGCCCCAUUACUUCUGGUGUCAGCACUCUAACACAGAGGAACUCAACAAGAUGUCUCAGCUUGCUCAGGAAGCAGGACAAGAACUAGAAGACACACAGUUCCCUGACACUCUUGGUCCUGGCAGUCCAUGCCUUGCUCUGUUUUCCAGUGACAACCAGUGGUACCGAGCUCAGAUAAUCAAGAGAAAUGAGAGCUCACUUCAUGUUCUGUUUAUCGAUUAUGGGAAUGAGUCUGAUGUUGACAUAAAAAAUGUGAGACCACCACCACAGAGUCUACUGGAUGCGGUUCCUCAGGCCUUUCUAUGCUCUUUGCAUGGAUUUGUUGAAUCCAGAGGCUCCUGGGAUGACAGAGUGUAUGAUGAUUUCUACGGUCUUCUGGUUGAUAAGCCACUCAAAUUAACAGUGCUCAGCAAGCACAACCAUGCAGAGCUUGCUGUUCCUCAAUUUGAAGUUCAAGUUGAGUGUGAUGGAGUUCUUAUAAAUAAACUGAUGGAGAAUUAUUGGAAAGGACAGAACGCAGAUCAUACCUCACUCGAAGGUGUCAGAUCAGGUUAGUAGACUACACCUUCUGCUACUUUUCUUUCUUGUUGCUAAUUUAGGAUCAACAAAGUUCAAAUGAAUCUCACAAUUUUCAUUUUCUUAUCUCAGCGGACAGGAUGAAGGGGAUUGCUGAGGCUUAAAGCUAUCAAAAAGCUGCCACAAGACCGGUAGGAGUAAAAUGACAUUUCCUAUCUACUUAAUCCUCAACAAGUGCAGAUGGUUUUAUACAUGACAUGAGGGCUCUCCUGUGAAAUUAACCUCAAACAGGAAAAAACUUUAAACCAGUGUUGGAGAAUUUGUUAUGAAACUGAGUUCAAAUUGUCCAUGUAGAAUCUCAUUCAUCCAGGUCAGGGUUAUCUCGAAGACACCAGAAUCAGACAACUGGACUGGAGUUGUGGUCAAACCCUCUCUGAUCAGAGGAGAUGGACUCUGGUACUUACAAUGCAGAUCUAAGCUCUCUUCCUAGGAAGCUUCACAAACAUUCACAUCUGGGACCAUGUGACCACAACACCUCAAAUGAAAGGGGUAGAUACAACCCAUUUAGGUAACACCCGGAGAUGGGUUUCUGCGACCCAUUCAUUCCAGCUCCUCCCAGUCAUUGUUUUCCCCUUCUCCAGUAAGAUAAUUACCUGCUCCCCCCACUAGCUAUUUUAGAACUGAAGAAGCUUCUUGGAUAAGAGGCGAAACGUCUUCUCAACUCUACGCAGUCCAGUUGCCUGAUUUUGGAGUCUUUGAGUUCAAAUUGAAUUUCAAAUGAUUGCUAACAAGACUUUUUCUUUGUACUUGUUUCAGCUUUGGAUCCAGGCUAAAGGGAACCCCCUCAAGACAGAGCCGUCUUUAAUGUUCUAAAAUAUUUUUUUGUGUGUGUGUCACACCUAUAAUUUUAUUAAACACAUGCAAUAAAGUAGAUGAAAUUAUUCUUUUUAUGUGGUGAAAAUUUGU
Molecule: messenger RNA, 7303 nt
Organism: Xyrichtys novacula (pearly razorfish)
Lineage: Eukaryota; Metazoa; Chordata; Actinopteri; Labriformes; Labridae
Source: the annotation of a GenBank genome assembly